AUUUGCACGAAACACGGCCGGAUGUCAUCAGAGCAAACCGGAACAACGCCAUGCUACUGUCAUUGGUUUGUUUCUGUGAAACUUGAAGAGGUAGUAGUGGAAUUAUUUUUCAUUUACGUCCUCUAUUAGGUUGAUAUUUAUUGGGGACAGAUGUGAGGUGACCGUGAGUACUCGACUGUUUUAACUUGAGGUGACAAGUAAAGGUUAUUGACCAUGUUCUCCUCCAAAGUGGGUUGUGUGCAGAGGCUGUUGCAGUUGAGACACACAGCAGUUUGCUUCUCUGCUGCCUGUGGAAAAACAGCCUCCUCUUCCACACUGGUUCUGGGCAUUGAGACGAGCUGUGAUGACACUGGAGCUGCUGUGUUGGACGAGACAGGUGCAAUACUGGGAGAGAGUCUUCAUUCACAGAAACAAGUACAUCUGAGGACUGGUGGUAUCAUCCCCACAGUAGCACAACACCACCACAGAGAAAACAUUGAGCGUGUGGUCCAGGAGGCAUUGGACAGAAGUGGUGUGGACCCGAGCCAGCUCACAGCUGUGGCCACCACGGUGAUGCCAGGCUUGGCUUUGAGCCUCGGCAUCGGCCUUGAAUUCAGUCAGAGGUUUGUGAGGCACCACAACAAGCCGUUCAUCCCCAUCCACCACAUGGAAGCUCACGCACUGACAGUCAGGAUGCUGCAACCUGUUGAAUUCCCCUUCCUGGUCCUGCUCGUGUCUGGCGGUCACUCUCUUCUCGCCGUGGCCCGAGGAGUUGAUGACUUUCUGCUUCUGGGUCACACUCUGGAUGAAGCUCCUGGAGAUACACUAGAUAAAGUGGCGAGACGCUUGUCCCUCAUAAAACACCCACAGUGCUCCAGUCUCAGUGGAGGACAGGCUAUAGAGCUUUUGGCGAAGAAUGGCGACAAGACAAAGUUUCCGUUCAGGACACCCAUGGGCCAAACGCACGACUGCUGCUUUUCUUUUGCCGGAUUACGUACUCAAGUUAAUAUGGCGAUAAUGAAAAAAGAGGCAGAGGAAGGUGUAGAAGAGGGGACUUUACUGUCAUGUGUGGGUGACAUCGCAGCUGCCACGCAGCACACAGUCGCCGCUCAUCUUGCAAAGCGCACACACCGCGCCAUCUUGUUCUGCAAGGCAAAGGGCCUGCUGCCAUCUAACAGUCCCACCUUGGUUCUGUCUGGAGGAGUUGCAAGCAACCAGUAUAUCCGAAAGGCUUUGAGCGUCAUCACUGAGAAGACAGGACUGCAGCUGUUCUGUCCUCCAGCCAAGUUCUGCACUGACAAUGGAGUCAUGAUUGCGUGGAAUGGCGUUGAACGCCUGAGAGAAGGGAAAGGAAUUCUGCCUCCAGAUGUGGAUGUCCGCUACGAGCCAAAGGCGCCACUAGGUGUCGAUAUGACAGCAGAGGUGAAGGCAGCAAAGAUCAGGUUGCCUUCAGUCAGGAUCAAGAUCCUCAGCUGACAAGACUGCUGCUGCUUCUGUCCUCUGCAAAGCAAACACUCCUGGAUAACUUUCCAGGUUCAAAGCAUAUAUACUGUGUAUACCCUUAUUUUAAGUAUGUUUUAAAGCUCAUUACAUAUUUAUUUAUGAAUAAAUGUGUCUUUUUUUUAUUAAUUUGUUGUUGCGUCUUUUAAGUAUGUCACAAAAUGUCCUGAAAUGUAAAUUUAUGUGCUUUUCUAGUCUUGAUGUAAUUGUGUCACUAAAUUGUGACAAAAUCGCUCGGCUCACAAAAAAAGAAUUAUUAUAUUCAAUCAACAGAAAUGUUCAAUUUAAUGUAUGUUUAUUGAUAUUUAACAUUCUGGUGCAACACUGCAGGUCAGAGGGCAGAAAACUCUGACUCGGAACCAUGCUGUCGACGUAAACCAUCUUCUCGGAUUCUCACAUGACAGUCAUCAUGUUACAGUUUCUAACCCACUGACUCGACUACAUUGUGCGAGGUUGUGGUUUGGCCCCUGUGCUGCCAAACCACAACACAAUAGAA
Molecule: messenger RNA, 1975 nt
Organism: Solea solea (common sole)
Lineage: Eukaryota; Metazoa; Chordata; Actinopteri; Pleuronectiformes; Soleidae
Gene: osgepl1
Product: O-sialoglycoprotein endopeptidase-like 1
Exons: 7
Coding region: 214-1455 (413 amino acids)
Biological process (GO): tRNA threonylcarbamoyladenosine modification
Cellular component (GO): mitochondrion
Source: RefSeq, a predicted model, not a curated record